This is a messenger RNA of Vollenhovia emeryi, 1191 nucleotides long. RefSeq names its product probable polyketide synthase 40. The coding region runs from base 78 to 1061 and encodes 327 amino acids. NCBI's taxonomy places the organism in Eukaryota, Metazoa, Arthropoda, Insecta, Hymenoptera, Formicidae. The transcript is spliced from 7 exons. Gene Ontology annotation, molecular function: S-adenosylmethionine-dependent methyltransferase activity. The record is from RefSeq and is a predicted model, not a curated record.
GAGAUAUAACAAAAGAUAUUUUGUUGCCGUCUCUUGGCUCAAGUGCAUACAUAAUUGGUGUGGACAUUUCGGAGCACAUGGUCAAAUAUGCGAAUGAAAAGUAUAAUGAUGAAAAACGGCUUCAAUUCGAGAUACUGAAUGUUGAAAUGAAAAGUUUACCUAAAAAAUAUAUUUCUGAAUUUGAUCAUAUAUUUUCGUUUCACACCUUGCAUUGGUGCAGUGACAUUCGUGCUGAAGUUGAGAAAGCCAUGGAAAGUCCAAAAAUAUACAACGAAGGCAACAAAAUACAAAAGCGUAUAAUAUCAUCUGUGAUUGAAGAGUAUACCGAAAAUUUAAUGAAUGUACGUGGAAAGUGUAUGGACAUUGGUUGCGGUCCUGGAGAUAUAACAAAAGAUAUUUUGUUGCCGUCUCUUGGGUCAAGUGCACAAAUAAUUGGCGUGGAUAUUUCGGAGCACAUGGUUAAAUAUGCGAAUGAAAAGUAUAAUGAUGAAAAACGGCUCCAAUUCGAGGUACUGAAUGCUGAAACGAAAAGUUUACCUAAAAAAUAUAUUUCUGAAUUUGAUCAUAUAUUUUCGUUUCACACCUUCCAAUGGUGCAGUGACAUUCGACAAGUUCUUAAAAACAUUUAUCAAAUGCUACAACCCAAUGGAUUCACACUUUUGUAUAUAAUAGCAGCUGCGAAUUAUUUUGAAAUUAUUCAGAGAUUGGUACGAGACAUCCGGUUUGCACAAUAUGUACCGGAGGAGAUAAAACACAUUUUACCGUAUCAAGAAUUUAAUUGUACCCGUAAAGGAUUCAAAGAAUUACUUCAAAGUGAAGGAUUUUCUGUUCACCAUUGCAGUCUUCGGGAUAAAAUAUAUUUCGAAGAAAUAUCGGGACCGUUCCUAGGCACGCUGUUAUCCAUCACGCACUUUCUCCAAAAUAUGCCACAAGAUCUGGCGGAACAAUUCAAGCAUGCACUUAAAGAUGAAUAUAUGAAAGAAAAUAAAACAGUAUAUCAUAAUGAGGAACUUAUAGCACAUGCACAUAAAGGGUUACUGAUUUAUGCACAAAAGAUAUAGUAUAUAAUUAAUAUGAAAUUGCUUAAACAUGUAUGCAAUCGUAGAUUGAGAAAUUUAGAAAAUAAUAGAAUUCUUGUAACACCGUAUUAACACUUAUAAUUAAUAAAUACUUAUUAAUUAGUUGUAUGUA